GUUAUUCGUUCAUCCUCGUCUGCCCGAUCAUCACUUCUCCACUCUCAUCCCGCAGCUUUCCUCUUUUCAUCUGAGCGUCCGUCUCAAAUGGAAAUCUGAAGUGCUCCACUUUCGCAGUUUCUCACCUUUCAAAGAAAAAGUGUAGCGUUGCUGCCGGGGUACACUGGAGCUCGGUGUAAAUCUGUAUCCUGCCAAGCUGGUUCCAGACCGCGGGAAAAGUGUGCAUAAGUCAAGGGGGGUCACACCUCGGGCUCCUCUACUUACUUAACCCCCUCUGGUCCCGAGAUACGCAAAUUGCCAGGUCUUCUCCUCCUCUACACACCGCUCUGCUGGCUGCUCCUAUAGCUCCUGGAGAACGCCUCCUCUUCACGCUGCCUCGGACACCAGGAACCUGCCGCCACGUCAAUCACGUCCUCACAGCCGGCUGCAGGGCGGCCCUCGUGGCCGGGAUGCCACUGUGUACCCUGCCAGUCGGCGGUGGAUCCUGAGGGGCAGGAGCUGCCCACCCAGUGCAGGGGGCAGAGGAACAAGCACCCUGACCUCGACAUGAAUCUCUGCUGGAACGAGAUCAAACGCAAAUCCCACAACAUAAGGGUACGGCUGGAGGCCUUUUCGGACAACAGCGGGAAGCUCCAGCUGUCCCUACAGGAGAUCAUCGAAUGGCUGACGGCUAAAGACGAGGAGCUGUCCGAGCAGCUGCCCAUAGGUGGUGAUGUGGGAGCGGUGCAGCACCAGCGGGAGUUCCACCAGGCUUUCAUGGAAGAUGUCAAAUCCAGAGGGCCCUACAUCUACUCGGUGUUGGAAUCAGCUCAGACCUUCCUGGCACAACAUCCAUUCCAGGAGCCUGAGGAGACUUUGCCUGAUGGCAAAGAAGUUUCUCCUCGCCGGCGAAUGCUGAAUGUAAGUCGCUCCGUGUGGAAGCAGGCCAAUGUGGCCAGUGACUUGUGGGAGAAGUUGACGGCACGCUGCGUGGACCGACACCGGCACAUGGAGCGAACCCUGGAGAGGCUGCUGCAGAUCCAGGCCGCCAUGGAGGAGCUGGCUGUGGCUCUGGAGCAGGCGGAGGGAGUAAGGGACGCCUGGGAGCCUGUGGGAGACCUGUUUAUUGAUUCGCUGCAGGACCAUAUAGACGCUACCAAGCUAUUUAAAGAAGAGCUGACCCAGGUGAAGGAAGGAAUGAAACACAUAAAUGACCUGGCCCACCAGCUGGCCAUAUCUGAUGUGCACUUGUCCAUGGAGAACGCCAGAGCUCUGGAGCACCUCAACAACAGAUGGAAACUUCUGCAGGGGUCUAUUGAAGAACGUCUGAAACAGUUGCAAGAUGCCCACAGAGACUUUGGCCCUGGAUCACAGCACUUUCUUUCCAGCUCUGUCCAGAUUCCUUGGGAACGUGCCAUAUCCCACAACAAAGUGCCAUACUACAUCAACCAUCAGGCUCAGACAACCUGCUGGGACCAUCCAAAGAUGACUGAAUUAUACCAAGCUCUGGCGGACCUGAACAAUAUCAAGUUCUCUGCAUAUCGGACGGCCAUGAAGCUGAGGCAUGCACAGAAGGCUUUAAGAUUAGACCUUCUGAAAUUAAGCAGCGUGGUGGACGUGUUUCGAGAACAGGAGCUGCAGCAUGCCGAGCACGUGAUGGAUGUGGUCGAUGUCAUCCACGCUCUCACUUCCCUGUAUGAGAAACUAGAAGAGGAGAGGUCCGUCCUGAUCAAUAUCCCCCUGUGCGUCGACAUGUGUCUCAACUGGCUGCUGAAUGUUUACGACAGUGGUCGUAAUGGUAAGAUGCGAGUGCUCUCCUUCAAGACGGGCCUGGUUAUUCUAUGCAAUGCAGACAUCCAGGAAAAGUAUAAAUACCUUUUCAGACAGGUGUGUGGUCCAGGUGGACUGACAGAUCAGAAACAUCUCAGCCUGUUACUGCACGAGGCUAUUCAGAUCCCUCGGCAGCUCGGGGAGGUGGCGGCGUUUGGAGGAAGCAACGUGGAGCCCAGUGUCCGCAGCUGCUUUCGAAUGGCUCCAGGUAAAUCAGCAAUCGAGGUGUCUCACUUUCUGGAGUGGAUGAGCUUAGAGCCUCAGUCGGUGGUGUGGCUUCCUGUUCUACACCGGGUAACUGUGGCUGAGACCGCCAAGCACCAGGCACGCUGCUACAUCUGUAAGCAGUGCCCUAUCAAGGGCUUCAGAUACCGAAGUCUAAAACAGUUCAAUGUGGACAUCUGCCAGACGUGUUUCCUGACGGGCCGUACUACCAAGGGCAAGAAACUACACUACCCCAUCAUGGAGUACUACACCCCGACGACCUCAGGCGAGAAGAUGCGGGACUUCGCGAAGACACUAAAGAACAAGUUCCGCUCGAAGCAGUAUUUUAGUAAACACCCUCAGAGGGGAUACCUGCCAGUUCAAUCAGUACUGGAGGUGGAGAGCUCUGAGACCUCAUCAGGCUGGGAGGCCAUCUGGCUGCUCAGGCCCUGCUCAUCUCCCAGGCUGCCUCAUGCGGACACACACAGCCGGAUCGAGCAUUUUGCUAGCAGGUUGGCAGAAAUGGAGAACCAGAGCUGUUCCUUUUUCACUGACAGUCUCUCUCCAGAUGAAAGUUUGGAUGAAGAUCAGUACCUCCUACGUCACUCCAGCCCCGCCCUCGAGCAGGACUCCCCCCAUGGCCACCUGCUGGCCCACCUGGACUGCCAGGACCGAGAAGAGCUGCAGUGCACCCUCCAACGCCUGGAGAACGAGAACAGGGUGCUGCAGGGCGAGUAUCGGCGGCUGAAGUGGAAGCAUGAAGAGGCAGCAGCUUCACCCCAGCUGCUGGAGUCGGGUCCCGGUUCACCGGCCGGACAGCAGGACGAGGAGCUCCUAGCCGAGGCUCGAGUCCUUCGACAGCACAAGACCCGUCUGGAGACACGCAUGCAGAUUCUAGAGGACCACAACAAGCAACUGGAGUCCCAGCUACACAGACUCAGAGAACUACUGCUGCAGCCCAAAGACGACUCGGAGGCCAAUGGCUCGGCUCCUUCUUCUCUAUCGUCUCCUGUGUCAGGGGGUGGCCACCAGGGGGAGCCUCCCAGUAGAGAGACCACGGACACCGAAGCUGCAGGUGAAGAUCUGGAUCAUGAGCAGGACACCGUACUGCAGCUGCAGCAGGUGAUCGAACAGCUGAGGAACGUCUUCCCGUCUGAGCCAGGUCCAUGAGGAACCGGAAGCAAAACUCCCAGGCCUAUAAUUGUGCAGGGUCUUGAGAACGCGGGGCUGGCGAAUCCAUGGACAGACGAGGCGGCAGGGAGAAGAGUUUCAAGACAAACUUCUCAGCCUGGGGCCAUUUGCCAAUCCCAAAGAGCUGUGGGAUAUCUGAGUGCUAACUAAACAAACUAAUGUUUACAUGGUGCCAAAGGCCUGCUCUGAUCCGGACACUGUGCUAACCCGUGUAGUAAUGCAAAGUGUGUGGCUUCAUCAGUACAGCACAAGAACCACAAACAGGACUUACAGUUCACCACGCAGAAGGGGGAUCUCACCUUGUGCCAGCAACUGCUGUGUACUCUUUUUUUCCGUUUUGAAAAUGGUUUAUUAUUUUCUGUGACUCACUUAUGCACAUAAAUACAGAUAUACACAUAUACCGAUUGUAAGUCAUGCUUGGCAAUGCGUGGCCCUUGUUCUGUGAAGCAGAAAAGAGCAGAUUCCCUUGAACUGUUGGGACACACAGCAAGCUUACAUUUACACUGUAAGGACGACACGUCUUCUGUUGAGGCUAUCAUUUAUUUAUAUGCCAAAGUGCCCAUGAGCAUUAUGCUCCUGCCCUUAUAUUCUUUCUCUCUUUCAAAUAAUAAAUGCAUAUGUACACAGACACACACUGCAAAAAUCAUUUUCUUGGUCAGUAUUUUUGCUUUGUUUUAAUCACAAAUAAUACAAACAACUUUCAAACAACAUUCAAAAGUUUGAUCCAGUAAAAUAUUUUUUUUCUUUUGUAAUCUCUGUUCAUUAAAUAAUCAUCUAAUUAUUAAACAGCACAACUGUUUUCAGAACUGAUAAUAAGAAACGUGUCUUGAACACUAAAUAUGCAUAUUAGAAUGAUUUCUAAAAAGGAUCAUGUGAUGUGACAAUGAAAACUGUAGUAAAAAGCUGCUUAAAAAUUCAUUCAUCAUUUAAUUUUAAAUAAAUAGUCAUGUUAGUUUGUAAUAAUAUUUUACAGUUACUGUUUAUUCAAUAAAUUCAUGGUAAGGAUAAGAGGUCAGGAAAAAAAACAUAGAAAACAUCUUACCAAUGCCAAACUCUUCAAAGCAAGAGUGUAUUUAUUAUAGUGUGUAACAGAGAGCAGCUUAUGUUUCCUAAUUAAACUGGCAAAAAUGGAUUUCUUCAUCUCAACAUAUGCCGUUUUUUUUUUUUUUUUUUUUUUUUUUUUAAACCAAGGUGAGUUUCAAUUAGUUUCAGUGGUAACAUAAAUUAUUCAAUGAAUGUUGUCAGUUGAGCACAACUUUUAUUGAAUCCAAAACAUUUCUAACUAAAUAUAGUGAGAUUUAUGCUUAAACCAAGGAGGGGGAAAAAAAUUCAUUAAAAAAUGUAUUGACUGAGAUCACAUGUAAUCCUAAAACUGCUUCUCAGAUAAAUGUAUCUUGUUUUUAAGGAUGUUUAGAUAUUUCCUUUGGAUAACGUGACAAAACCUUGAUUAAUAAAUUGAUUUUUUUUUGCAGUGUAGCCACUAGUACAGAAAGCAUUUAUUGAGGAGAUGAGCGGAUUUCUCAGCUGUUGGUUUUCAGGUCACAAGGGAAAGGUCUUUCAGGAAUGGAGAUUUGUUGUGUUGUUUUAUUGUCAGAGCACUCGCCGUUAAAUUACAGCUGUCCAGCGUGGCGUGAACAAGAAGGUAGAUACCAAAUAAGACGAGUCGAUGCCAGGUUCGGCCCUUUUCACCUUGGCUUGGGAAAGUCUUUUACACUCAAGUCACAGCCUGACUCAUUUUAAACCCAGCACAGCUCUUAUUAUCCCUUCAGAGCUCCCCCUUAUUUUUUUUUUCCUAAAGAAUACCAGUCUUACAUCUCACUGUAUUAUUGUCGUCUUCCUGAUGUAAGUAUUUUGUUUACCAAAUGCUGUUCUCCAGAUCUCAGCGUUUCCACAAUCUAAGGAAGAAAAUGAAAGUGAGUGUGUGGAAGGAUUAUUUUACAUUAUGCCGAAAGAGGAGGACGGCAAAUGUAUCACGCUCUUUGUAAACAGAGAAAGAGGGCUUUUUUUUUUUUCGUGGAGUGAUUUACUGUGGGGUGUCAGAUUUAUAUGAGCAGAGAAGAUGCUGGGGGUGUAGUGAGUAGAAAAGAGAAAAAGAUUGUGAGCGGGAAGAGAUACGGUGUGAAGGAAAGACUGCAAAUGGGAAAGAGAAAAGUGUGUAAAUAUUCACUGUGAAGGGUUGUGGCACUGCAGCCCCUGCAAACAGGAUUGAGAUGAUUGCAGCUGAGAGGGAAAGAGCUGUUCUCCAUUUGUUUUGGGAAACGUGUUGCAAGUAUAGCGAUCACUCGCUUUCCCCUUCUCCAGAAAAACACAAAGUGACCCCUGUUGCACUGUAGGUUUUGCUUGAAUCCCACUGCAGCAUCGCCGGCUUUCUUUCGCACGCAUUCUGAUCUCAUUUUACAUCACAGUGGCGAGCUGUCUGUUUGUUUUGAUGUGGUUGCUAAGGAACUGUCCCCAAGGACACGGUGCUGCAGUUGGUCUUUAGAAAGGUGGGGUGACUUCAUAAUGGAGGAGAUACAAAUAAACAUAUGGAGGAAGAGAGAGGGGUACAUUCGGGUCCCCUCCGCCCCAUAUGCCUGCCACUGUUUAACUUGCAUGGCUCCUCAUUAAGAUCAACAUCUGGUGUUCUAUCCACAGCGACAUCCAUUUAUCAUUCCAGUGCUUCUUCGGGACAAAAGCACCGCACACAUGCAGACGCACACAUUGAAGUAUGCGCAUUGCGAUUCGGUGUCUUUCUCCAGCUCCCUUUCUGUUCCACGCCAAACAGUCUCAGCUGAUCCAGGGCUGUAAAUGUGUGGAUUGUCUGAAGCUCAUUUCAACACUUUUUUUUUUCCCAGUAUAACAUCCAAACAUCUUUAAAACAAGAUACAUUUACUAAAUUUAAUAUUAUGAUUUAUUUUUAGAGAUAGGCCUAUACUUUACAAUUAAGUUCUUUUUUUUAACCCAAUUUUAUUGAAAGUAUAUUUGACAUCUUAAGUAAAAUAGCUUAAAUUUGAAGUUUCUUUUUCUUAAUAAAUUUCCAAAUCGUAUAAAUAAUCUCCAAUUGGGUAAGAAUAAAGAAUGAUUCAAUAUAUUCUCUGAAAAGAAUAAACAGUUUUUCAAAUAAGUGAAUCGUGUCUUAAGCAUAUUUAGAUAUUUCUAAUAGAAAGCGAGACAAAAUGCUGAUUAAGAAAAUGACUUUUAAGCCUGUAGAAAGGGAGAUGACUUGUUAAACUUUUUUUUGUUUUUGUUGCAGAUUAUGAUAUAUAGAGCUUCAACAUGGUAGCAAAUCAUGUAGCAUUAUGUAAUACAUGGCAAUUCUUCUAUUUGCAAAAUAUAAUAAUUCUCCAUUCUGGCAUAUAUGUAUAUCUACUAUUCCUUAAUAUGAUCUUUUUAACUCAUAAUUGCUCCCUUGUCUACUUUUAGAAAAUGAUAUGUGCUGCAUUUGUGAAAUGUUUUCAAUUACAGAAGGAAAUAUUUUGUGGAUUUGACCGCAUUGCUAAGGGCUGCCUGAGCUAUAUUUAGCUAUCUGCCUCAUUAACAAAUACGCUCAUUAUUUUUGUUUGUGUGUAGCAGACCUGUAUGUCACGACCCCAAUACGUCUUUGGUUUUGCAGGCUUGUUUGAAAUGUUGAACUACACAACUGGUUUAACCCCUGAACCUGUGGCAUCGCCCAUUACACACCAUGACAAAUGACCUGAAUACAAAUAUUACGUUUUAUUUGUGUCCCUGCAAUAUAUUCGUUCUGUUUUUUUUUAUGUUUUGAUUUCCAUGUGCAAUGCAGUUUUAUUUUUAAUUAUUAACCAUAAUAAAUCUUAGAGUCUUAGUUUUUUGUUUUUGUGUUUUUAAUCUGUACAAAAUGUGAAAGGAAGGCAUUUUGAAAACUGAAUGAGUUACUGGCUGCUUUCUACUCAUUGUGUACAAAGAAAUAAAUUUUUAUUUGUUAUA
This is a messenger RNA of Carassius gibelio (silver crucian carp), 7128 nucleotides long. RefSeq names its product dystrophin-related protein 2-like. The coding region runs from base 547 to 3183 and encodes 878 amino acids. Gene Ontology annotation, biological process: synaptic signaling. Gene Ontology annotation, cellular component: plasma membrane. The record is from RefSeq and is a predicted model, not a curated record. Gene Ontology annotation, molecular function: protein binding; zinc ion binding. NCBI's taxonomy places the organism in Eukaryota, Metazoa, Chordata, Actinopteri, Cypriniformes, Cyprinidae. The transcript has 26 exons.